AUGCCAAUUGGAGUACCAAAGGUUGCUUAUCGUCUACCGGGUGAAUCCACACCUCAAUGGGUCGAUUUGUACAACCGUUUAUAUCGUGAGCGUGUGUUAUUCCUCGGCUCUGGACUUGAUGAUGAGUUAGCCAACCAGUUGAAUGGUAUCAUGCUUUAUUUAAGUGCUGAAGAUGCUAGUCGUUCAUUAUUCUUAUAUAUUAAUUCACCAGGUGGUUCAGUAACAGCUGGUUUAUCAGUUUUUGAUAUUAUGAAUUAUGUGCAAGCUUCUGUUACUACUAUCGGUAUUGGAUUUGCUGCUUCUAUGGCGUCUUUUAUCUUAGCCGGUGGAGAACGUGGAAGUCGUAUUGCUUUACCUCAUUGUCGUGUAAUGAUUCACCAACCACAAGGUGGUAUGGAAGGACAAGCUUCUGAAGUCGUUCUUGAGAAAGAAGAAAUUGUUCGCCUCCGUCGUUUAAUUGGUCGUUUGUACGUGGAUUUAACUGGUCAACCAUUAUCGACUAUCGCCAAUGAUUUAGAUCGAGAUAAAUAUUUAUCUGCACGUGAGGCACGUGAAUAUGGCUUAGUUGAUUUAGUAGCAACAACUGAAACAGCUACUGUUUAA
Ostreococcus tauri is the source of this 603-nucleotide messenger RNA. The record is from the annotation of a RefSeq genome assembly. NCBI's taxonomy places the organism in Eukaryota, Viridiplantae, Chlorophyta, Mamiellophyceae, Mamiellales, Bathycoccaceae.